This is a messenger RNA of Chaetomium globosum CBS 148.51, 618 nucleotides long. RefSeq lists its product as uncharacterized. Gene Ontology annotation, cellular component: mitochondrion. NCBI's taxonomy places the organism in Eukaryota, Fungi, Ascomycota, Sordariomycetes, Sordariales, Chaetomiaceae. Gene Ontology annotation, molecular function: ferric iron binding; ferrous iron binding; ferroxidase activity. The transcript has 2 exons. Bases 1 to 618 code for a protein of 205 amino acids. Gene Ontology annotation, biological process: iron incorporation into metallo-sulfur cluster; intracellular iron ion homeostasis. The record is from RefSeq and is a predicted model, not a curated record.
AUGGCGCACUCGAAUGCUUCCACACUUGCCCGGGUCGCAUACCGUGGCUUGCAGGCCACACGAGCCGCGCGCAUGGCAAUCCCGGUUGUCUCUGCGGCUCCUGCGAUUUUUAAGUAUGAACCUAGGCCCACGAUCGGUCUCACAACCCGCCGGGCCAUAUCGAGCACCUCCGGCCGCAAGGGCAUCACACCGGACGACAAGCCAUCAAAACCCGUGGAAACACCCCCUGUGAUUAGGACGCCCGCCGACAUCAAUGAUAGCGAAUACCACGCGGUCGCAGACGAAUAUCUCGAUAAGCUUCUCGCCCGGCUAGAGGCGAUGCAGGACCAGCGGGAGGACGUCGAUGUCGAGUUCUCCGCUGGCGUCUUGACCCUCGACCUCGGCCCCGAAGUCGGUACCUACGUGAUCAACAAGCAGCCACCCAACAAGCAAAUCUGGCUGUCUUCCCCAAAGACGGGUCCCAAGCGCUACGACUACGUUAUCCUUGGCGAGGGGCAGCAUGAGAAGCAGGACACGGCGACCGGUGAUUGGGUGUACCUCAGGGACGGUUCUACCCUGGACCAUCUACUUAAGACCGAGAUUGGCGUCGCCUUAGGCGUUCCUGACCUUGAUGGCUAG